Lachnellula hyalina is the source of this 1701-nucleotide messenger RNA. RefSeq names its product 3-phytase A. Gene Ontology annotation, molecular function: acid phosphatase activity. NCBI's taxonomy places the organism in Eukaryota, Fungi, Ascomycota, Leotiomycetes, Helotiales, Lachnaceae. The record is from RefSeq and is a predicted model, not a curated record. The coding region runs from base 1 to 1701 and encodes 566 amino acids. The transcript is spliced from 6 exons.
AUGAAGGACUAUGCAGAAAUGGGACUUUUGUCAGACAAAAGUCUUCCGGCGCACGAUCAAGAUUCGGACCGUUUCGCCAGCUCCAAGAACAGUCGUAUCUUGAAGAAAGCGGCAUUUUUGUCAUUUAUCAUGGUUAUGUUGUAUUGCUCCUACAGUAUGCUGUUCCGCUCGAUGCUCGUUGUGGCAGGCACAGGACCAGGUCAAGCAGUUGGAUCUAGCGGUGUCUCAAAGGGCUUCUCAAAAUUCUCACAAUACUUUGACCCAAACCCAGAAAUAUAUCCCGGCCCUACAGCUACUGGACGAGCUCCUUUUACGGCUCAAGAAACUAUGGCACCGAUGGGAGAGAAAAAUAAUAAAACCAUUCAGCAAAUGUUCGGUCAUCUUUCUCCGUAUUCUCCCAACAUUAUUGGGUUCGGAGUAGAGGAACAACCACUUCCUCCAGGCGCCAAUAUCAUACAAGUUCACACGCUUCAUCGUCAUGGCUCCAGAUACCCUACAGUGAACACCAACGUCCAAGGUUUUGGUGGGAAAAUGGCCAAGAUCAGUGGGAAAUACAACGCGACUGGUUCGCUCUCCUUUUUGAAUACUUGGUCCUAUGGAUUAGGUGAGGAGAUCAUGGUCCCUCAGGGGAGGUUGCAACUGUUCGAAAGUGGUGUCAAUCAUUACUAUAACUACGGCCACCUCUACAAUCCAAACAGCAAAAUUUUGGUGCGAACAACUACUCAAAUGAGAAUGCGUGAGUCUGCGUGGAACUUCCUCACAGGUUUCUUCGGGUUCGACUGGGCUUCCAAGGUAGACGUGGGCUAUGGAAUCGAGGGCGAUGGCCAGCAUUGGAACAAUUCACUCGCUGGAUACGACAACUGUGAUAACGGAAACAGUUUCCGCAACCAGGGCGGUUUCAAUGCAUCAGAAGAAUGGCAAGGCAUUUCCCUCCAGAAUGCAACAGAACGCAUAAACUCCAUGAUCGAAGGCGUCGAUUUCACCUUGAAGGAUGUUUAUGCGAUGCAGACUAUGUGUCCUUAUGAGAUUGCCGCAUACGCAUAUAGUCCUUUCUGCGACCUUUUCACAACGGCGGAAUGGGAAGCCUUUGAAUAUGGCAUCGAUAUUAUGUUUGCAGGUUAUGUUGGUUAUCAGUCACCAACAGGGCGAGCAGUCGGCCUUGGCUGGGUCCAAGAGCUGGCCUCGAGGUUGAAACGUCAGACCCUAGGCUAUUCCGGCUCCCAAAUAAACACAACUUUAGACAGCAACGAAAAGACAUUUCCAGUGAACCAAAGUCUAUAUUUCGAUUUCAGCCACGAUACCAACAUCAUGAGUAUCAUCACAGCUCUUGGCUUCACGCAAUUCUCCCAAUUCCUCCCCGCGGACCACCAGCCUGGCCUCCACAACCUCACCGUCUCGCAAGUGACCCCUUUCGCAGCGCGUCUCGACAUCGAGGUUAUCCGUACCCCCCAACCACUCCUCCCAGACCAACAGUACAAUACAAAUGGGGAAGAGACGCAGUAUUUACGCUUCAAGUUGAAUGAGCGGACGCUCCCGCAUCCGGAAUGCGGGAUGGAUAGAAUGGAUGGCUUGUGUGAGUUGGAUGUAUUCUUGGGUCUGGUGGAGGGGUUGGAGCGAAAAGCGGAUUAUGAGUAUGCCUGCACGGCAGACUAUGAGGCUGUUCCGUAUGGAGAGAUUACGGAUGGGAGGCCGAAUACGUGA